AUGUCCCUUGCAAAUCUGAAAGUCAAUGGGCUUUACAUCAUCUUAUUCAUCAGAAAUCACCCCCCAAUACAGAAUGAUUUCCACUGGGGUCUUUACUUUCAUCGUCAUCCCGAUAGUGGUGGCACAAAGUAUCAUAUCAAGCAGCAAGGUAGUGGCUGGAUACCCGACCAUGGGCCUAAUGCGGAGGUGCUCAAGUCCUUCCUUCUUGUUGGGCUUUUCAGAAUCGCUCAUGUCCCAAGUAGAUGGGAAGGCCUUUUGGAUCAGACCAUCAGGAUAUACGAUAGCCAGCUGAACGCUCCAGGCAUCACCUGCCGAGUCUGGGUCCUAUGGGUGCUGGCCCUUCUGCAAAAGUCUAUCAAUGGACAGACAAUCCUGAAAUGCAGUAAUUUAAAUGCACUGGAGAUCGAAGUUAAGAAUUGGGGAAAUGCAAAUGCCAGGGGUGCUGCAGACAAUAUCCAACCAAGACCAGUUACAACAUCGGCUAUGUGUGGACUCUAA
This is a messenger RNA of Penicillium oxalicum, 498 nucleotides long. RefSeq lists its product as uncharacterized. The record is from RefSeq and is a predicted model, not a curated record. Bases 1 to 498 code for a protein of 165 amino acids. The transcript has a single exon. NCBI's taxonomy places the organism in Eukaryota, Fungi, Ascomycota, Eurotiomycetes, Eurotiales, Aspergillaceae.